GCCAGCAUUGACUUCAUCAAUGCUACCUACAUCACCAGCAUCACCAGCACCUCGGGCACCAUCAUCACGCUAUCCUCUUCCCUCCACGUUUCCCUCGUAAUCGUUCACUCGUUCAUUGCCUGGCGGCCCACGAACCACAUCCACCUAUGCUACCUUAUCCUUGCCUUGCCGUGGCCUUUUACUGGUCUUGCCCCUCCUCUUGACAUCUUGACCUUGUUUCCUUGAGCCCCUCACAGUAUCCAUCAUAUAGGCCUCUUGGGUGCAGCUAGCCAACCUGGCGCCUCGUCAGUCGUCUAGUAACGAAACACUGCACCAGGAUUCUGCCUGGCGUAAGUUCUGCAGCUGGAUCCCAGGAACUGAUCAGUACAGAACGCGAGUCAAGCUGUCGGCCAAGUCGCGCACUCCCCUCCUAUACCUUGCCUCUGGCCUGGUUCUGCUGUUGCUUCUCCUCGUACAGCUAUUUUCGUCACGCAACGUCCAACCUCCUCGCCCUCUCCGAAAGCCUGAGCUGCCUAAGAACACCCUCAGUCCUUUCGGCGAAAGUGUGUAUAAGCAAGAGGCGUAUUACGAACAAUUAGAACCGGGAACACAGUGCAAACCCAAGUCGUUGUUUUCAGCUGAGUUGCCUGUCACACACGGCUUGACCAACAUGGCUCUCGAGGCAGAGGCCAAGCGUAUGAUUGCGGACUUCGAGUAUAGCACGGAGGAUGUGAACAAGGGUGUCAAGGAGUUUAUUCGGGAGAUGCAAGAAGGUCUAGAGAAGGAGGGUGCUACGUUGAGCCAGAUCCCAACCUAUGUCACAUCAGUCCCCAAUGGCACGGAAAAGGGCGUAUACUUGGCAGUUGACUUGGGAGGCACCAACUUUCGAGUAUGCUCGAUAACCCUGCACGGGAAUCAGUCGUUCUCGUUACAGCAGUCCAAGGUCGCGGUUCCGCGCUCCUUGAUGGAGGCUAAGACUGCCCACGACCUGUUCCAUUUCCUUGCUCAGCAGAUCGAAGCAUUCCUCAAAACGCAUCACGAAGACCAUUUCGAGAAGCACCGCAACGAUCCGGUGGAACAGGAGUUUUUCGACCUGGGUUUCACAUUCAGCUUUCCUGUGAAUCAAAUAGGUAUCAACAAGGGCAAGCUCAUGAGGUGGACCAAAGGAUUCGAUAUCCCAGAGGCUAUCGGCAUGGAUGUUUGCGAGUUGCUACAGAAAGAGAUUGACGCUCUGAAACUUCCCGUUCGGGUCGCAGCGUUGGUCAACGACACGGUGGGCACUUUGAUGGCAAGAUCAUAUACCUCUCCUGGCAAGACCAAGACCUUGAUCGGUGCCAUCUUUGGCACGGGCACAAAUGGAGCAUACGUUGAGAAGCUGGACCGAGUCAAAAAGAUGAAAGCGGUUGACGAAGCCGGUGGUGGCACAAACUACGACAAGUCAACAGGCCUCAUGGUCAUCAACUCAGAAUGGGGCAGUUUUGACAACGGGCUCAAAGUUCUACCCAACACCCAAUUCGAUAUAGAUCUGGAUCGGGAAUCGGUGAAUCCUGGAAUCCAGAUGUUUGAGAAGCGAGUGUCCGGCAUGUUCCUCGGCGAGAUCCUAAGGCGGGCACUUCUGAGCCUACAUCAACAUCCUGACGCGGGCGUCGCACUAUUCAGAGACGUGACCUCGCACGACAACGACAUCAGAAGUACAACAACUGUGGCAGAGGACAGUGCAUUGUUUCAGCAAUGGGGUAUCGACACAUCGUUCCUAUCCAUUGUGGAGGAAGAUCAAUCCGAUCAUUUACGAAUUACCAAACAAACCCUCGAGAAGGAGUUGAACAUUGGGGCCGCAUCCACAGAAGACUGUGUGGCUGUCAAGAUGCUCGUGCAUGCCAUCGGUAAGAGAGCAGCCCGGCUGAGUGCGGUCGCACUCGCUGGUGUGAUCAUUUCGACGAACAAAUUACAGGAGGACGAGAUCGUUGAUGUGGGUGUGGACGGGAGCUUGGUCGAAUACUACCCAGGCUUCGAGGAGUAUAUUCGUGAAGCUUUCCGGGAGAUCGAGGGCAUCGGCGAAGAUGAGAAGCGUAUCAGAAUCGGCCUUGCAAAAGAUGGCAGUGGUUUAGGUGCUGCUCUCAUUGCAUUGGUUGCGCACGACUCUGCUGUGGCGCUGUAGUGGAAUCGUUCUCAAAAUGAGACGACGGUAAUAUAUGCAUUAAAUAGCAUCUUUGGCAUGAUUACACAUGAGAGAACAGAGUUUCUGAUGACUUUCAAUCGAACCGUGUGAAGAGCC
Molecule: messenger RNA, 2254 nt
Organism: Exophiala oligosperma
Lineage: Eukaryota; Fungi; Ascomycota; Eurotiomycetes; Chaetothyriales; Herpotrichiellaceae
Exons: 2
Coding region: 650-2137 (495 amino acids)
Biological process (GO): glycolytic process; intracellular glucose homeostasis; glucose 6-phosphate metabolic process
Cellular component (GO): cytosol; mitochondrion
Molecular function (GO): glucokinase activity; ATP binding; mannokinase activity
Source: RefSeq, a predicted model, not a curated record